AAAAUACCACGGUUUGGCAUGAAGGAAAUUAGGGUUACGUUCUCCAAGGAGGCUUUAAAAUAAUAGGGUUUUAGGGUUUUUUUCCUUUUUUCAUUUAUUGGCGACGUUUGCUUCGUUUGUCGAAGCUAGUUUCAGAUACAGAGGGAUACCAAAUUGUAAAGAAGAGAGUUUUAGGGUAGAAAAUAUCUGCACAUUUCCUAUUUCUGAUAAAAAAUGGCGCAGAGAGUGGGAGGGCUGUCUCAAAAGGAGGCAGACAUUCAGAUGAUGCUCGCUGCCGAUGUUCAUCUCGGCACCAAAAACUGCGAUUUUCAGAUGGAGCGUUAUGUCUUCAAGAGGCGUACUGAUGGGAUUUUCAUCAUAAACUUGGGCAAAACAUGGGAAAAGCUCCAGCUUGCCGCAAGGGUCAUCGUUGCAAUUGAACACCCUCAAGAUAUCAUUGUUCAAUCUGCAAGGCCUUAUGGACAAAGAGCUGUUCUGAAGUUCGCUCAGUACACUGGAGCACAUGCAAUUGCAGGCAGACAUACUCCAGGAACAUUUACAAAUCAGCUGCAGACUUCAUUUAAUGAGCCUCGUCUUUUAAUUCUCACUGAUCCAAGGACUGACCAUCAGCCUAUUAGGGAAGCAGCUCUAGGGAAUAUCCCUACAAUUGCAUUCUGUGACACUGAUUCACCGAUGAAGCACGUUGAUAUUGGGAUACCUGCAAACAAUAAGGGUAAACACAGCAUUGGUUGCCUGUUUUGGAUGCUGGGAAGAAUGGUUUUACAGAUGCGAGGUACCAUCCUCCCUGGUCACAAGUGGGAUAUCAUGGUUGAUUUAUUCUUUUACAGAGAGCCAGAGGAAGCUAAAGAGCAUGACGAAGAAGAGGCUCCUGUUCCUGAAUAUGCUGCUGACUAUACUGCACCUGCACUUGGUCUUCCGGGAGAACAAUGGGGUACUGAAGUUGCAGAUGCUCAAUGGGGUGCCCCUGAAGCUGGUGCAAUUCCUGUAACUGUACCUGCUAUUGCUGCAGCUGACUGGACCGGUGCCCCUGGUCCUAUCGCUGCAGAAGGAUGGGACACGGCGCCUGCACCGUUGCCUACACCGUUGCCUACACCAGCAGGGUGGGAUGCUGCAACAAUGUCAAGUACACCCAGUGUCUCGGUUCCCAACUGGGAAACUGGCACCCAACCUAACUGGGCUCCCGAACCCUAGUAGAAUCUUGAUUAGGUUGUUCUGGUAGUUAGAGUGAACAAUUUUUAUUUUACGAGUUCCUGAAAUUCAGUGGGGUUUUGUAGGACAGAGGCAUUAAAGGCAGAAUGAAUUUUUUGAUGGCUUGAGCUCUUCACUAUAGGUGGAAUAACUACUAGCUUUUAUCUACUGCUCACUUUCAAUGUACCAAUUAUGUUGUUGGCACACAAACAAUUUUUGUACUAUUUUGUAGCUUUAGAAAUGUCAGUAUCUCUGAUUUUACUA
This is a messenger RNA of Cryptomeria japonica (Japanese cedar), 1452 nucleotides long. RefSeq names its product small ribosomal subunit protein uS2. Gene Ontology annotation, molecular function: structural constituent of ribosome. Gene Ontology annotation, biological process: ribosomal small subunit assembly; cytoplasmic translation. The coding region runs from base 214 to 1191 and encodes 325 amino acids. Lineage: Eukaryota; Viridiplantae; Streptophyta; Pinopsida; Cupressales; Cupressaceae. The transcript is spliced from 5 exons. Gene Ontology annotation, cellular component: ribosome; 90S preribosome; cytosolic small ribosomal subunit. The record is from RefSeq and is a predicted model, not a curated record.